AAAUAAGAGCAGAGCUACAGUAGUAAGUAACAACUAAAUAGCCCACAUCUUCAUAUUCUCGGCAAAUGGAAACAAAAAGUAAGUGACGAGCUCAUUACAUUGUAAUAGAGGAACAAAUGUACAGUAAGCCGAGUUAUGCUGUAGAAAUACAGACCCACAGACCAUCUAUUUAGGGAACUUCAUAAAUAGACAGGCGUAAUUAUAUAUCCAUACAUCCAUAGGCAAAUGUAUCCUGGCAGACAGACGUAACUAAGGAGGCAGACACACAGACACAUAGUAGUACGAGUGUCUCAGCCACAGAGAGCUGCUGCUGUGUCAGAGUUUCCACCCUGAGCUGCGGAUGGGCAGCUGUUGCUGUUGUUGCUGCUGCUGCUGGGGAGACGGGACUGUGCCCUCUGGGCGCUCACUCACUCUCAUGUACUUGGAUGUUGGGGGCAUUUGUUGAGACUGGAUCGCUGAGGACUCAGAAUGGCUCAGAGGACUGAGACAGGAAGACAGAGAAGAAACUGUCACUUCAAGGACAAAGCAUCUAAGACCUGGAGAAGCCUGAGGAAUAGAUUAUCUGCUCACCUGGACCCAGACGUGGAGGCUAAGAAAGCUUGUGAUUGGUUACGGGCUGCAGGAUUUCCUCAGUAUGCACAACUGUAUGAAGAUUCCGAGUUUCCUGUUGACAUUGCGUAUGUGAAAAGAGAUCACAAUUUUUUGGAUCAGGACUCCCUCAAAUCCCUUUGCAGACGGCUUAUGACACUUAAUUCAUGUGCUUCUAUGAAGCUGGACGUUAAUUAUCACCGAAAACAGAAUGAAGACUCUGACGAUGAUGACCAGUGUGCGAUCAGUGAUCGCUGGGCAUUCCACAGGGAACAGGGACGCUGGUCUCGUCUGGAUUCUGUUGAACUUCUAUCUCCAAAGUUUGAUGGGCCCCCAACAAUGAAGAGCACAUCCAGCAGGGACAGCAUCUUGACAGACCUGAGCACAGAACUAGAGGCCACCUCUCUGCAGAGUGCUGGAAGCAGCCGGGGAGUUAUGGAUAUAGUUGUUACCCCCCCUUCAGAGCUGUCUUCUUUGUCUUGUUCACCAGCUGCCACCAAGUCUUGCAGGAGUCUUAGUGACCAGUCACUAGCUACUCAUCGGCGAGGAUUGAAGGAAAAAUCAAAGAAACGGAAGACAAAGGGCUUUUUAAAAAGGAUGGAGUCUUUACGUAAGAGGGAAAAGGAUAAAGAUAAAAAGGAUCUGGCUAAACUGGAUUCUAAUAAUCUGGUGCAUACUAGUAGAGAUGAAAUAGAUUCCCCAAACCAGUGUCAUGAAGAUGAUGGGGACAUUCCUACAUAUGACAAAGGUUUCCUUCAUCCUGGCUAUUGGACUAAAUGUGCAUCCAGUGAUGGUAUCAGAAAGCCACAUUUGGAUGGUCAUUGCAUGGGGGUUUAUUUGGAAGACUUGGAUCUGGUGGGAAAAGAUAGUGUGCGGCACAGACUGUCCCAAAAGUCGGAUCGUCUUGUAUGCAUACCAAUGGACCACAAGCCUGGCACUUUUCCAAGAUCGCUUUCCAUUGAGAGCUUGUGCCCAGCAACUCCCGUACCCUUAGAGAGUUGGAAAAUGGGCAGCAAAUCUUUAGGACACUCUGUAUGCAGCAGUAUGGACUCUCAUGGACUAGAAGGGAGACAAAGAAGAGGAUCAUAUAGUUCUAUAGGAAGCCGUUCAAGUCUUUAUGACAAUGUACCUGCCUCGCUGGCAGGCAAUGGGGAUCUCUUGGAACUAGGAGGCAGCAGUGACCUUUUUGGCCACCUGGAUGAUGUUCUCAAUCAUGUUAAAGGACUGCAAAGGAUGGUGGAGCUGUGGUCUAGGACAGUGUGUCCAGAGCUUGAUGAAGAAGAGACAGACUUUGUUGGUGAACAAAUGGGCCAUCUGGCUUAUGAGGAGAGAUCGAUAUCUGAUGUAGGAACUUCAGCCAGUGACUUUGGCAGCACUGGCAAUUCUCUCAAUGACACAGAAGAAGCAGAAAUUAGGGAAAGAAGAGAUUCAGGUGUUGGAGCUUCCUUAACUAGGCCAUGCAGCAGGAAGUUGCGCUGGCACAGCUUCCAGAACUCACAUCGGCCAAGCCUCAGCUCAGCAUCCCUGGAGAUUAACAGGCAAUCGGCGGCACAACUCAACCUUCUGCAGAAGUUAUCCCUGCUUAGACUCACUGCCAUCAUGGAGAAAUACUCUGUGCCCAGCAAGCAGGGGUGGGCAUGGACUGUCCCCAAGUUUAUGAAAAGAAGUAAAGUUCCAGACUACAAAGGAAGAGCUGUAUUUGGGGUUCCUCCAAUAAUAAACGUCCAAAGGACGGGUCAGCCUCUUCCGCAGAGUAUCCAGCAAGCUAUGCGCUAUAUCCGCAGCCAGUGUUUGGACCAGGUGGGAAUCUUCAGGAAAUCCGGCGUGAAGUCCCGAAUCCAGGUCCUGCGACAGAUGAAUGAUUCUUCGCCUGACAGUGUCAGUUAUGUGGGACAGUCGGCAUAUGAUGUAGCAGAUCUACUGAAGCAGUAUUUCAGGGACCUGCCAGAGCCCAUCUUCACCAGCAAGCUGACGGACACUUUCCUGCAAAUUUACCAAUAUGUUCCCAAGGACCAUAGGCUGCGUGCUGUGCAGGCCGCAAUCCUGCUGAUGCCAGAUGAAAAUAGAGAAGUUUUACAAACAUUACUGUAUUUUCUGAGUGACAUCUCCUCUGCUCAGGAGAACCAGAUGACCCCUGGGAACCUUGCUGUGUGUCUGGCUCCAUCUGUUUUCCAUCUCAACAUCUCCAAGAAAGAGACCACUUCACCACGGAUCAUGCAGAAGAGAGGAGCAUCUGGAAAGCCAGAUCAUAAGGACCUCAGUGAGAACCUGGCCGCAACACAAGGGUUGCUCCACAUGAUCACAGAAUGCAAGAAACUUUUCCAGAUCCCUCAUGAUAUGAUGCUCCAGUCCCGGAACUCCUAUGUAGCUGCUGAUGCUCAGCCUUUGUCUCUGGAGGAUCUCUGUGCAGGCUCAGUAGGAGAAGCCGGGAACGUCUCUCCUCUUCUGGACAACACCAUCCAAGGUUUUCUCCAGGAGUCUGCAGAACGCUUUAAAGGUUGGAUAACCAUGCCUGGCUCUGAGAACACAGAGCUGUCAUGCAGGAAGGUUGGUGAUGGGAAUCCUUUGCGUCUGUGGAAAGUAUCCACUGAAGUAGAAGCCCCACCGAGCUCAUUACUUCAUCGUGUUUUACGUGAGCGCCACCUAUGGGAUGAAGACCUUCUGCAAAGCAAAGUGGUAGAAACCCUUGAACAGAACACAGAGCUUUUCCAUUACGUGACAGAUAGCAUGGCUCCACACCCACGGCGGCAAUUCUUAGUACUGAGAAAAUGGCGCAUGGAUCUUCCUAGGGGUGGGUGUGUUUUGGUUUCCACAUCAAUCGACCAUGCCACGGACCAACCUGAGGAUGGUGUCCAGGCCGUGGUUAUGAGCUCACAAUAUCUAAUGGAACCUUGUGGAAUGGGACGAUCAAAGCUAACCUAUAUCUGCCGAGCAGACCUUAGGGGGCGAUCUCCUGACUGGUACAACAAGGUUUUUAAGCACCUCUGUGCAAUGGAGGUAGUCCGUAUCCGAAACUCAUUCCCUCCUCUGAGUCCAGGCGGGCCAGAAACAAAGCUAUAAAUAUGAGAAAGACUCUGAGGAGUGAAUGUACUAUCAGGAAACAAGAUGAACUGAAUAAUCUCGAAGAAUUACUUGUUGCUGGAGAUUUCAGCUUUCCUGGACGUUUCUGACCAGAUGUGUAGUGCCAUACAAACUAGAGUAAUAGGCUGGUUUUUGUACCGCACUCACAGUACAGUCCAUCAUAGAACGUGAUCCUACAUCACUGUGAAGAAGACAAGGAGUACCUAAGAUGUUAACAAUGGCCUCAAGCAUCCUUCAGUUUCGUAGCAACAUGCUGCUUCAAAGGAUGUCACCGGUCACUGUUUCCCUGCUUGCCUGAAGGAGGCAGUAUUGUGCAAGACACUAAUUACACAAUGUUCUUGCGCUGCUUGUCAGGAAGAUGUUAACAAAGAUCAGUAUUAUUUGUGUUCUCUGUUUUUGUAUAUGUUCUUUUGACUCGGUGAUGCCAGUAAGCAGGUUUUUGUAUGUUCAUAAUGAAAGACGUAUAGUGUGUGGAUUACCCAAGGUGCUGAACUUGGGAUGAAGCUAGUGUGAUGUGAUGUAAAUGUGUGUGUGAAUAUUUAUAAUACCUGCUUGAGAGUAGAACUGGAUUGACGUUAGCGCAAAACAUGAAUCUGACUGUCUUGUUUAAAGGGAAUCUGCAUGAUUUUUUACAUUAAAUCAGGACAGCAGGUUUGCAAAACAGAUCAAUGUACAUCAUGCUGACUGCCAUAUUGAUUCUGUUGUGGUAACAUUUCAGUGAAAUAUCAGAAUUAUUAGAGGAGGGUAUAUUAUUAUUAUUUUUUUGUAUUAUUACAGUUAAUUCUUCAUGCACUCUGCCCAAAUUAAAAUCUAAAAUUGAUUCGCUGGAAGUUAAUCACAUAGUUUGACCAGUAGAAUUAGUUUUUGAUUUUAAAAUGUGUACAUAACAUUAUUCUAGGUUCUGAGAGAACAGUAUGCUAGGCCUUAAGGAAAAGUGGGGUUAUUACAUGUUGGUGACUUGGCUGAAACACAUUGACAACUGCCCCCUGCUGGCAAUGCAGCAUGGGUAGAGCUGCAACUGAUCUUCUCUGUUAGUGUUUGUUGUCCCAAGGACAGGGUUCUACUUUCCUUGUUAGGAAUAGGACCCUUUCCUGAGGGGUUAUGGUUUGAAUUGCCUGCAUCUGGGAUGCCGGCGGUCAGAAUACCAACUGCGGCGACCUGGAGAUUGGAAUUCCGACAGUGGAAGGUAAGUAUACAUACCUCCUCCCCUGGCCCCAGAAUCCUAACCCUCCCUCCCCCCGCAGCCUGACCCUAAUCCUCCACCCCCCCUCCCCCCUUCCUCCUGCAGCCUAUCCCUAACUCUCGGCGGCGGUUCUUAAACCUAACCCCCCGCAGCCUAGUUCUAACCCUCCUAAGGAGGUGCCUAACCCUAAUUACCCCCCCCCCCCCUCCCCCGCAUGGCUUAUUUUUCCGGUUUGUCAUCACCGGAAUGUUGAUCCUAUUCCGAAUAGUGUUGGGAUUCUGACUGCUGGGAUCCCGACAGGAUCCCUCCUGUGGGACUGCUGUUUCUCUGCACUGUCUAUGAUGAGGGAUAUCCUGAAAUUAAGAUGGGCAUAGUGUGCUCUAGAGCAAUGACAUAAGUGAGUAUGUGUAAGGAUACUGUAGACAUUUCAUCUUUAAUGGGACCAGCCAGUGCUGCAAUAAGGAGUUAUAAUAAUACAGUAAUAUUUGAUUCUACAGAGAGACAGUGGGCACUAGGGCCGACCUUCUCCCAUAUGCACAAUGAUGUGGUUCCAUUCCACUCAGUGAAUUCAUAAUUUAACUUCUGGACUUUGGGAACCCUUCAGUACCUCUCUGCAGUAUAAUAUGUCUAAAGUCGAUUGAUGUUAUAUAAAUAUUGUACAGAUUAAAUUUUAUAAUAUAUUCUUUUUGUAUUGUUAUGUCACCAAAUGACUGUGCCAGGCUCAACACAGUUUCCUAUCAGUGUUUCUAUUUAAGGGACGUUUUGUAAUGUAAUUUGCUUUUAUUGAAAGAAAAUAUAAUAAAAU
Messenger RNA from Pseudophryne corroboree (corroboree frog), 5657 nucleotides. It is a transcript of the gene STARD8, whose product is annotated as StAR related lipid transfer domain containing 8. Lineage: Eukaryota; Metazoa; Chordata; Amphibia; Anura; Myobatrachidae. The record is from RefSeq and is a predicted model, not a curated record. Bases 469 to 3648 code for a protein of 1059 amino acids. Gene Ontology annotation, biological process: signal transduction; regulation of Rho protein signal transduction; actin cytoskeleton organization. The transcript is spliced from 14 exons. Gene Ontology annotation, molecular function: lipid binding; GTPase activator activity; protein binding.